AUGAGAAGCGUAAGAAAAAAAAGACUUGAUGAGUUAACUCAAUCUCAAUCAGGAGCUCUUGAUAAAUUUAUUAUAAAAGAACCACAAAUUUCUAUUGAAAAUCAAAAUGUUGAUGUUGGAAUUAUAGAAAAUAUGGAGGAAAAUGGUAAUGUUAAUGCUAAUUUAGAUACUGAAAAUGUUGAUGCUGAAAAUGUUGAUAAUGAAAAUGUUGAUGUUGAAAAUGUUGAUGCUGAAAAUGUUAAUAAUGCUAAUAAAAAUGGUGAGGAUAUAGAUAUAUUUGAUCCAACAAUAUGGGAUUCUCUUGAGUCUAGAAUGACUGAUUUAUUAUCGACAAAAGGUCUUAAAAGAGAUUUGUCUAUUGUGAAGAGUCCUAAAGAUAAAUCAUCUAGACGUUUUACGAAUAAUUUGUAUACUAGAAUUUUACCAAAUGGAGAGAAAUGCGAUAGAGAUUGGCUUGUUUAUUCAAAAAAGUUUGAUAGAUCAAUACUUUUGCUUGCUUCUGCAAUUAAAAAUGAAAUAGUUAAAAAAGUUAAACAAGCUAAGUAUUUCUCAGUGAUACUUGAUUGUACUCCUGAUGUUAGUCACCAAGAGCAAAUGUCUUUGAUAAUACGAUAUGUGGAUGUUUCUUCAAAUUCUGUUAGUGUUGAAGAAUCUUUUCUAGGAUUUUUGAAUGUGAAUGAUACAACUGGUCAAAGGCUUUUUGAUGUUUUGCAAGAUCAAUUGAAAAAGCUUGAUCUUGAUAUAUUUGAUGUGCGGAGACAAGGUUAUGAUAAUGGGUCAAAUAUGAAAGGAAAACAUCAAGGUGUACAAAAGAAGUUUUUAGACAUAAAUCCAAGAGCCUUUUAUACUCCUUGUGCUUGUCAUAGUCUUAAUUUGACAUUGUGUGAUAUGGCUAAAUCUUGUGCUAAAACUAAAGAUUUUUUUGGAGUUGUUCAAUGCAUUUAUACUAUUUUUGCUAAUUCUACUAAUAGAUGGAAAAUUUUGAAAGAUAAUGUAAAAUGGUUGACUCCAAAAUCAUUGUCAUCUACUCGUUGGGAGAGUCAUGUUGAUAGUGUCAAAGCUAUUAAAACUCAAAUGUCAGAUUUUAGAGAAGCUUUACUUGAAGUGUCAGAAAAGGAUCUUGAUUCUAAAAUAAGAAGUGAAGCUAAAUCCUUAGCAACAAAUGAGCUUGGUGAUUUUGAGUUUUUAAUGUCGAUAAUUAUUUGGUUUAAAAUAUUGUCCGCAAUUAGUGUGGUUAGCAAGCUCUUACAAUCAAUGGAUAUGGUUAUUGAUGUUGCUAUGGAAAAAAUAUCGGGGUCGCUUUCAUUUUUUAAGAAAUAUAGAGAAACCGAAUUUAAAAAUGCCUUGAACUAUGCUACAGAAAUUGCUCUUGAAUUGAAUAUUGAUCCAGUAUUUCCUCAAAGGCGUGUAAUUCGAAGGAAAAGACAAUUUGAUGAGAAUUUAAAUACCCCACCAAUUGAGCUAUCUGAAGAGGAAUCUUUUAGAGUUAAUUACUUUCUUUAUCUUGUUGAUCAAGCUAUUGUAUCUCUUAAUAAGAGAUUUGAGCAACACCAACAAUAUGAAAGCGUUUUUGGUUUCUUAUUUACUUCUCAAAAUUUAUAA
This is a messenger RNA of Vicia villosa (hairy vetch), 1602 nucleotides long. RefSeq lists its product as uncharacterized. The record is from RefSeq and is a predicted model, not a curated record. Lineage: Eukaryota; Viridiplantae; Streptophyta; Magnoliopsida; Fabales; Fabaceae. The coding region runs from base 1 to 1602 and encodes 533 amino acids. The transcript has 2 exons.